UAUAAAACUGGAAGCCUCUUUGAUGGAUUUUAAAAGUAACUCGCUGUUGCUCACCAAAAAAAGUGCCAACCACAUCAAAAUGAAGCAAGUACCCGAGAUCUUGGGAAAUCCCACAGGAAAAUCACAAAACUGUGAAGUGAACCGGGAGUGUUCUGUUUACCUGGGCAAAACUCACCUUUCUGCCACACUACAGGAGGAUGUCAUGCCAAAAUAUAAUGGCCAUGAUGCUCUCCCAUUUAUCCCCGUAGAUAAGCUCCAGGAUCUCACAUCUCGUGUGUUUAAUGGGGAAUCAGGAGCACAAGAUACCAAACUGCGUUUUGAGUCUCAGGAUAUCAAAGAAGCUGGAACUCCACCCAACACUACUCCUGCCAAGAAUGGCUCUCCAGAAAUUAAACUGAAAAUCACUAAAACUUACAUGAAUGGAAAGCCUCUGUUUGAAUCUUCAAUUUGUGGUGACAGUGUGCUGGAUGUAACUCAGACAGAGCAAACUGAGCCAAAUCCAGUAAACAAAGAGAAGAGAAAUAGAAAAAGAAGCAUCAAAUAUGACUCCCUACUCGAACGAGGUUUUGUUGAAGCAGCAUUAGUAUCCAAUUCGUCCAGUUCCUCUUAUGAAAAGAUUCCUGCUAAAGAAGAUUCUUCUUUGCUUACUGGAAAAGAUGACAAAAUUCAUAUAUUGAAGUACAAUGUGGGAGACGUGGUCUGGUCCAAAGUAUCUGGCUAUCCAUGGUGGCCCUGUAUGAUCUCAACUGACCCUCUUCUUCAUAACUUCACAAAACUAAAUGGACAGAAGAAGAGUUUUCGCCAGUAUCAUGUACAAUUCUUUGGGGAUGCCCCAGAACGAGCUUGGGUGUUUGAAAAGAGUCUUGUACCGUUCAAAGGAGAAGAACAGUUUGAGCAAUUAUGCCAAGAAAGUGCAAAGCAUUCCAUUACCAAAGCAGAGAAAAUAAAGAUGUUAAAACCUGUUUCAGGCAAACUACGUCCCCAGUGGGAAAUGGGUGUCAAGCAGUCAAAAGAUGCCUUGUCCUUGACAGUGGAAGAAAGGAAAGCUAAGUAUAACUUCAUUUAUGUUAGGGGCAGACCACUUCUCAAUCCGCAAGUGGCAAAAGAAGCAGGACUCGUUGUUAAGUCUUUGGAAGAGAUGGAUAAAAUUUAUUCCGAUGAAGACCUUUCUCAGACUUUGAAAUCAAGCAAAGAAUAUGAUGUUCCAGCCAAAAGGGGGAGAAGAAUAAAGUUGCUUUCCACAAAUGAAUCAGAAGAAUUCAUCAAACCUGUUCAGAGUAUCACUUCUGAAAAAAACCUUGAAGAGAGAGAAAUCAAAGGAGGCACAGGGUCCCCUUUCAGUAGGAAGAAAGCAGUCCCAUAUGCUGCAAGAAACCGAAAGGGAGAUGGAGUUUCUCAGUUCUUGGUUUUUUGUCAGAAGCACAGAGAUGAGGUGAUUGCUGAACAUCCAGAUGCCUCAAGUGAUGAAAUUGAAGAACUGCUGGAGUCACAGUGGAACAUGCUUAGUGAAAAACAGAAAGCACGCUAUAACACAAAAUUUGCCAUAGUGACCUCUCCCAAAUGUGAAGAAGACACUGGUUCAUCACAGAAGAGUAUGAGCAAGGCCAAACGUAAAGUGUAUCAAGGAUCACGUAAAAGAAGAUCAAGAUCCAGAAGUAACUUACAUGGAAAUAAAAGGAAACCUGUAAAGAGGACAAAGAAACCCACAGAAGAUUUUGAAGUUCAGGAAGCAUCUAGAAAAAGGCUCAGAAUGGAUAAAAAGAAUUAUCAGAAGAGGGAGAGGAGCAAUGACAAAACAGCAAAAACAAACUCUGCUAAAGUCACAGAAACCUCUUCACAAAAGAACCAGUCAGGUCUGUCAGAUGCAUGUAAGCCACUGAAGAAGCGAAAUCGGGCUUCAGGAGCAGAAUCUUCCCAUCUUCCUUAUAGCAAAAGUUCAUCUCCUUCAGCUUCCUUAACUGAGAAUGAGAUUUCAGAUGGUCAAGGAGAUGAAAGAUCAGAGUCUCCCUAUGAAAGUGCAGAUGAGGCUCUUGGAGAAGUCUCUCAGCUAUCCAAAAAGUCUGACCGAGGACCCACAGCCAGGAAGGAAUAUGUUUGUCAGAUCUGUGAAAAGCCUGGGGAACUCCUGUUUUGUGAAGGACGGUGUCUUGGGGCUUUCCAUGCCAGCUGCAGUGGCCUGUCUGGAAGACCCAAAGGACACUUUAUUUGUGGUGAAUGUACUUCAGGUAUUCAUACGUGUUUUGUGUGUAAGGAGAAAAAAUCAGAAGUUAAACGCUGCAUCGUAUCCCACUGUGGAAAAUUUUAUCAUGAAGCUUGUGUGAAAAAAUUUCCCCUCACAGUUUUUGAAAAUAGGGGUUUUCGGUGCCCUCUCCACAGUUGUGAGAGUUGUCAUGUUGCUAAUCCCUCAAAUGCCAAAGUAUCUAAAGGCAAAAUGAUACGAUGUAUUCGCUGUCCGGUGGCUUACCAUGCUGGUGACAACUGUGUGGCUGCCGGAUGCGCCAUGAUUUCUUCCAGCAGUAUUGUUUGUACCAACCACUUUACUGCCACGAAAGGAAAAAGCCAUCAUGCUCACGUUAAUGUUAGCUGGUGUUUUGUGUGCUCAAAAGGGGGAAGCCUUUUAUGUUGUGAGUCUUGUCCUGCUGCGUUUCAUCCGGAUUGUUUAAACAUUGAAAUGCCAGAUGGAAGCUGGUAUUGCAAUGACUGCAAGGCAGGGAAGAAGAUUCAUUUUCAAGAUAUUAUUUGGGUCAAACUGGGAAAUUACAGGUGGUGGCCUGCAGAAGUCUGCCAUCCCAAAAAUGUUCCCCCAAAUAUCCAGAAAAUGAAACAUGAGAUUGGAGAAUUUCCUGUGUUUUUCUUUGGCUCUAAAGAUUAUUACUGGACACAUCAAGCUCGUGUAUUUCCAUAUAUGGAAGGAGACCGAGGAAGUCGAUACCAAGGAAUUAAAGGAAUUGGAAAGGUCUUCAAAAAUGCUUUGCAAGACGCUGAAACACGCUUUCGAGAAAUAAAAUUUCAACGUGAAGCCAAAGAAACUCAAGAAAAUGAACGCAAACCUCCCCCUUACAAACAUAUCAAGGUAAAUAAGCCAUUUGGAAAGGUUCAGAUCUACACUGCGGAUAUUUCUGAGAUUCCCAAAUGCAACUGUAAACCUUCUGACGAAAACCCCUGUGGUUUUGAUUCCGAAUGUCUAAACCGGAUGUUAAUGUAUGAAUGCCACCCACAAGUGUGUCCAGCUGGAGAGCGCUGCCAGAACCAAUGCUUUACCAAGCGCCAGUACCCCGAGACGAAGAUAAUCAGGACUGAGGGCAAAGGCUGGGGCUUAGUCGCCAAGAGGGACAUUAAAAAGGGUGAGUUCGUGAAUGAGUAUGUUGGUGAGGUAAUUGAUGAAGGAGAAUGUAUGGCAAGAAUCAAAUAUGCUCAUGAAAAUGACAUCACACACUUUUACAUGCUUACGAUUGAUAAGGACCGCAUAAUUGAUGCUGGACCAAAAGGGAACUAUUCUCGCUUUAUGAAUCACAGCUGCCAACCAAACUGUGAGACCCUGAAAUGGACGGUACAUGGCGACACCCGCGUAGGAUUGUUUGCAGUGUGUGACAUUCCUGCAGGAACAGAACUAACCUUUAAUUACAAUCUUGAUUGUCUGGGCAAUGAAAAAACAGUGUGUAAAUGUGGUGCUCCAAACUGUAGUGGCUUUCUGGGAGACAGACCAAAGAAUUCAUCCUCUAACACCUCAGAGGAGAAAGGAAAGAAGACCAAAAGAAGGGCAAGGAGACGUAAAACUAAGAAUGAAGCAAGGAAAAAAACAGAAGAUUACUGUUUUCGCUGUGGGGACGGUGGCCAGCUUGUCCUGUGUGACAGGAAAUCUUGCACCAAGGCUUAUCAUCUCUCUUGUCUUGAUUUGGUAAAACGUCCUUUUGGAAAAUGGGAAUGUCCUUGGCAUCACUGUGAUGUUUGUGGUAAACCCUCUGUUUCCUUCUGCCAUUUCUGUCCCAAUUCUUUUUGCAAGGACCAUCAAGAUGAGGUGGUGCUUGAAUGUAACUUCAAUGGACAGUUGUUUUGCUCCGACCACAUUGGGGAGAACUUCACUGAGAAGAAAGUGAAAAGGCCUCCUAGAAAACUGAUUUCAGUGAAAUGUAAAAGACAAAGGAACAAAUGGAAGAGGACAUAAUAUUAAGAAGAACAAACUUCCAGUCCCGCUGCCAAGGUUGUCUUGUAAAUAAGUUGUGAAUAGGGUCAGGGAAGGACACACCUUUACAUGUCUUGUGCAAGAACUGGGUUUGGGGGCAAAUGAUUUUUAAUCCACUGAGCCAACCUGCAGCAGGGUUCUGCUGCAUCUGCACUGAUCAUGAACUGUGGCAUGCCAAGUUCAGACAUUUCAGGACAAACUAAGUUUUCUCUCCAGGAAUAAUGAGAAUACUUGAACUGUUAGGAGUGAAACAGUUCUUCCCCGGUACUUCCUAAUCGGAGGUGUGUUGAUUUUCAACCGAUUACAGUGUAUAUGUACACUCAUAGCUUUUGAAAUAGUAGUCACCAUUCCACAAAUGUUUAAAUAGAGGGUAAGAGAGACCAUGAUUAGCUUUUGAAGCCAAAUGUUGUGAGGAGGUCCGCUUGACAUGAUUGCAUUAAAUAAGGGGGGGGGGAUAUCGUACCAUUGCGAGGCACAGUGGUGCCACUUGGUCUCUUUCAUACAGUAAAUGUCUGUUUUGCUUUUGAUUUUUUUUUAUUGUAAUAACAUUCUAUCAAGUAAGACGCUGAAGAAAAGGAAGCAGCACACCUCUCGAAUCCGUGGCAGGCUCUGGAAGAAGAGUCCUCCAGUCAACUGCCUCGGCCAACUGUUUAGUUUCAAAUAAGCGAAACAAUACAUUACCAGUGUCCACAUUUAAAUGGAUAUUAAAAUCUGUGCCCAAUUUUUAGAUCGUAUUUGCAUAAUAAAAGUAUUUCAAAAUCAAA
Python bivittatus (Burmese python) is the source of this 4947-nucleotide messenger RNA. NCBI's taxonomy places the organism in Eukaryota, Metazoa, Chordata, Lepidosauria, Squamata, Pythonidae. The record is from RefSeq and is a predicted model, not a curated record.